AGGAUCGAGGGGCGGGCGGGACGCUUGGCUCUACUGCUUAUCCUCACAUGAACCUCCGAAGCGAAACUUUACUACAACUUCUCAGAAGCAAACUUGCGUCAGGUAAACAGUCCGGUGAGAGGUGAUGAGUGAUGCAAAAGGUGGGACUUGUUGCAUAUUUAUGUCAGUGCUGAUGUUAACGUUAACUAGAGCUAGCUUAACCGUCGACUUGGGCUAUGGUGCGCAGAGGGGCUUAUCCGCGGUAAAGCAGUCACGGAGGCUCACUUGGAGCUAGCAGAGAGAGCGCCUCGCCGUGUCGCUUAUCGGCUCCACUGCCAGGGGACUGUCUAAGGUCCGAAGGCCAAGGGAAAGUGUUACACCCACCCCUAACUCCAGUUAAAGAUUGGUUGUUAUCGGGUCAGAGGCACUCAGGCUGUAAACAACCCCAGUCCUGGCUGACCAUGGUGGAGCUGAGGACGCUUUAAUUGUUGCCGGAGAGAUAAUUUCACCAUGGGAAGUCAUAGGAACGGAUUAAGUAAAGAGCGCUUCAUUUUGUCGGUGGACGUCGGGACGACCUCAAUCAGAUGUCACGUCUACGACAAGGAGGCGAAGAUAAAAGGAUCAUGCGCCACAAAGGUUGUUUCCCUGUACCCAGAGCCAGGCCUGGUGGAGAUGGACCCUGAGGCGCUGUGGCAAGGCUUCGUCAUUGUGGUCAAGGGGGCUGUGCAAGAUGCAGGAAUACAUAUGCGUCAGGUUGAGGCGCUUGGCAUCUCCACUCAGCGGAGCACCUUCACCACAUGGGACAGAAAAACUGGGGUACCUUUCCAUAACUUCAUCAGCUGGCAGGACCUGAGGGCUGCAGAGCUGGUGAAGUCCUGGAACAGAUCCUGCACCAUGAAAGUAAUCCAGGGUACGAUGAAGGUGUUACACUUGCUGUCCAGACAGAAACGAUUCCUGGCGGCAAGCCUUUUGGUCUUCUCAACCCAGCAUGUCACCUUUCGCCUCCUCUGGGCCAUCACACACUACAAACAGUUGAGUGAGGCCGUGGCUGAAGGCAACUGCUGCUUUGGAACAGUAGACACCUGGCUUCUGUACAAGCUCACAAAGGGAUUGGUUCACGCCACAGACUACUCUAAUGCCAGCACCACAGGGAUAUUUGACUCCUAUCAGAUGUGUUGGAGUGGAUUUCUCUGCUCUCUUGUUUCGCUGCCUCUCUCCAUUUUCCCCAAAGUCCUGAACACAGGUCAUCACUUUGGAUCAACAGACCCUUCUAUCUUUGGAGUGUCCAUUCCUAUCAUGUCUGUGAUGGCUGAUCAGCAGGCUGCCAUGUUUGGACAGUGCUGCUUUGACACCGGCGACGUCAAGAUCACCAUGGGAACGGGCACAUUCAUGGACAUAAACACUGGGAGCAAGCCACAUACAUCUGUAGCAGGUCUGUACCCACUGGUGGGGUGGAAGAUUGGCUCAGAGGUUGUAUAUCUGGCCGAGGGCAACGCAGCAGACACUGGUACUGCCAUCAACUGGGCACAGGAGCUGGAGCUGUUCUCUGAUGUUCAACAGACUAGUGCCAUGGCUUACAGUGUGCCUGACUCAGAUGGAGUGUGUUUUGUGCCGUCCUUCAGUGGCUUGCAGGCUCCUCUGAACGAUCCCAAAGCUUGUGCCUCCUUCAUGGGCCUCAGACCGUCCAACACCAAGUGCCAUCUGGUCCGUGCCAUUCUGGAGUCUGUCGCGUUUAGAAACAAGCAGCUAUAUGAGACCAUGUUGAGAGAAACAAAUAUUCCCAUCAACAAGAUCAGGGUGGACGGCGGCGUUUGUACCAACGACUUUGUCAUGCAGCUGACAGCAGAUCUGUUUGGGAGGAAAAUAUCCAGACCACAAUACUGUGAAAUGUCAUGUCUAGGGGCUGCUUUUGUCGCCGGACUUGGUGCUGGCUUCUGGAGGAGCCAGGAAGACCUGAAGAAGUUGCAGACUACCGACAAGGUGUUCAUGCCCCGAGGAGCAGCCCAGCCUGGCAGAGCUGCAGGACACCUAAACGGGGAAUACAUCCCUGUCCUCCAGAGCUGGGAGAGAGCGAUCAGGCGCUCCAUGAACUGGUACAGCAAGCCUUGACACUGGACGUACACAACGAAAGACAAUAGAUUUAUUAAAUGGUUCUUCUUACACACAGUGAUGGAUUUCAGGGUGGAAUAAUGUGGGUAGCCAUCCACAUAAACCCUUACUUUGAGUCAGAUUUGAAUCCUGGAGUAGUUUCUGAAAAUUGUGCUGCAAAGCACUUGGUGAUUAACUCCGUCUGUAAAAUGGUUUUGCAGUUUAUAUGAUAGAUGAAUAAGUAGAUGGACAUGAGGUGGAGACGUACAUAAAUGAACGGACAGAGAUAUGGCCACAUACAGUGAAGAGCUGCCGCUAAUAGAGUCCACUGUGUGAUCCUGUAACAACAGUUACUUCCUCUGUCCAGGGGAGAUCACUGCUUUUUUUGCUCAUCGUGCCAAACAAAACACAACAGAAGGUCACCAGCAGUGACGUCAAGAGUGUGAAUGGCACUAGAGCACAACAUCAAAGCCACAUCACUGGAGGCUUGAAGAGCUUUGAACCGUUGACCACAUACAAAACUCAUUCCCAAACUUGAUUUCUUGACACCCGACCAGCCUUAUCCAAAGUGUCUUUCACUCAUUCCAGAUCUCAGGUUACUGGUGCCUCCUAAGAUUUAUUUCAUCCAUCUUGAUUAAUGUGUAGAUGUUGCCCACAUGAGGGCGCUCCUGACUGGCUUCACAGCCUUUUAGCUCCUCAGCCUGACAUAUACAACUCCAUGCCACAUGGUUUUAACAAGAAGUCAGGUUUUAAGAUAAUCUAUCUCAAAUUGAAAUGAUUCUCUCUGACUAAUUCUAUUUCUCCUUUCAUUUAAACUUGACUAAAUGGCAGUGGGUUAUAUGGAUUCGAUUUUUGCUAUUCAUGAUGCCCCGUGUGGCAUCAUGAAUGGCUGUGAUGGUUUUACUCAGAAGUUUCAUCCAAAAAGCAAAGAGAGCCGAGAGGCCACAUCCAAACAGGGAUCAGAAUCUCUGGUUCUCCUUGAACUGGGUCAGAUACUCAGAAAAUACAGCAACUUGAUGUCAUUCUGCUUUGUGUUGCCAAUAUCCCCCUUUUUAUUACAAUUCCAUGUUUCAUUUUAUGCAAGGUAUUUAGUGUUUUAUUUUCCAGAACAUUUCCGUCACCUUGAGGGAACCCAAGCUACACAUGUUGACUUUAGGAAAUCUGAUUCAGCCUUGUUUUUGUGAUUGUUAAUUAUGAAUCUGCUUGGAGAGUGCGUCCUUUAACCUGCACUGAGACUAAUGUAAAUACCGAGUUGAUACAAGUUGACAGGGUUGUUUAAAUGUUGAAACUGGAACAAAGAUGAUUGUACGGUGUUUGCUGUUCAAAGGGGAUCCAGCUGAUUAUCAGUGUUCUGAUAUCCUUCCCCUUUCACUCAGUUUAGUUUGUGGUAGUGACCAUUUCACCGCUGUCCCUCUUUGCCAGAAAUGCCCCCAGGUCUUGGAUGUUACACUGACAGGUAUCUCUACUGACAAUGAAUUGUAGAAGAUCGGAAAGUUAACUAUGAGAGCAACAUUUUAUUUUAAUGGGAUAUGGGUACAUUUUUCUGUGCAGCACAUUAUUGCAGUAUUACUGUAACAGAACCCUCACUUGGGUGUCAUCUCACAACAGAAAUUGUUAUUUCUCUAUGGAACAGGUCUAGGCUAUCAUUUGUCAAAUUUCACAUCAGCAUCUUGGUUCUUUGUGUUUUGCAUUGGGAGAUUGGCAAAUUGAUGUGGUGUACAAAAAAUUGAUUGUAUUGGUCGCAAAACAGAGGUAGUUUAUAUAAAUAUUGAGUAGUAUUCCUCUUAAUCCAUCGCAUAAAUUGUUGAGCAACUCAUAUGUAGUACCACCGUAAAUUUUAAUGAAUUAUUUCUUGUCUAAUUGUCUUAGCCUUUUAAGGAGUUUACACUGCUGAGUUUUGAUCCACAGCGACCUCCAUGUUGAUACCAUGUGAUACUGUCCUGGACCAAGGGUGUUCCCCAUCCUUUACUCAGCCUGAGAAAUUCACAGCUGAGGUCACAAGUAAGCCCAUAGUGAAAUGAUGGUCAUGUCCUCAAAAUAAUAUGUGUAUUUACAUGUGUGACAUUAUCACAACCUACUAAAGAAAUUUAAACUGUGAAUUUCACUCUAGUUCUACAUGUAUUUGUUCAGUAUUGUCAACCAUUUUGCCUUUCUCCAUACUGUGCUGAUAUGCAAUAAAUUUAUAUUUUCAGAUGCUAAAUGUUCUGCCAACACUAUACUUGCUGAGAUUGUACCUCAGACUGAAAACUGCAUUUCAGGUGGUUAAAUCUGAAAUUUAUAACAAUUGCGCUUCAUUCCAUUUUUUUGAAUGGCAAAUGUUGACAUCCCGAGCUUUUUGGGGAAUUACAAAUGACAAAGAUGCACUGUGAUUAAACAUUUGAAUGGUAAUUACUGUUGCCAGAUCGUAUACAAGUACGAAUGUUGUGAAAAGGGUUGGAAUUAAAAAAAAAAAAUGAAAUUUGCAAUGGUU
Myripristis murdjan (pinecone soldierfish) is the source of this 4537-nucleotide messenger RNA. RefSeq names its product glycerol kinase 5 (gene gk5). Gene Ontology annotation, molecular function: phosphotransferase activity, alcohol group as acceptor; kinase activity. The transcript has 16 exons. Bases 490 to 2088 code for a protein of 532 amino acids. Gene Ontology annotation, cellular component: mitochondrion. Gene Ontology annotation, biological process: phosphorylation; glycerol-3-phosphate biosynthetic process; triglyceride metabolic process. Lineage: Eukaryota; Metazoa; Chordata; Actinopteri; Holocentriformes; Holocentridae. The record is from RefSeq and is a predicted model, not a curated record.